GUUCUGGUGUGAUGUGGUAGUCUUUCAGUAUGUCAUAGUGAUCUUCAUAAAUUAAAUUUAAAUAUAUUAUCAAGAUGAAUACGAAAAUUAUUUGUCGUUGUUUUACUAUAGUGUUUUUUUCAUUACUUACAGUCAUAGGGGGUGUAAGAGAUGGCACAAGAGUAAAGCGCUUGCGCGCCGAUAGUACUGCGGUUCGUGAGCCUGCUCAAGCGCUGGACGCACCAGAUCCAGAGUCGAAUACUGCGCCUGCGCCCACGGCCUUCAUAAAUCCUUCAGUAAAGGAAUACCUCGAAUUGGGAAUGGCGAUACCUGGUAAACCAGGGACAGAUUAUCCUGUACUAGGGGCCGUUCCUUACACCAACUUCUAUUGUGAUGAACAAGCGUAUCCAGGUUUCUUUGCAGAUAUGGAAACACGUUGUCAAGCAUGGCAUUAUUGCGACAUAGAUGGUCGCCAAGCAUCAUUCCUUUGCCCGAACGGCACGGUCUUCUCACAGGGAGUAGCGUCCUGUGACUGGUGGUUUAACGUGAGAUGUUCACUAUCGCCGGCGCUGUACCCACUCAACGCGAGGCUGUACCGACGGAGGAAGAAGCAAACACGACCCAAACCACAUAGGGUCAUAGACAAGAAGCUUAUUGACGAAAUAUUUCUGUAAAAAUAACAAUAGAACUCUGUAAAAUAAAUAGUUUAAGUAUCAUUCAUUCUCGAUACAGUUUUUUCGAUAUUAAACUCAGACUUAUGUCUUAAAUACGAAAGUCCGUCUGUUUGUAACUUCGUCACAACUGAACCAAUCGUAGUGAAAUUCCAUAAAAAUACCCUUGUACUUUGGCAAGGACAUAAACAUAUAAAUUGUAAAAAUAAUGGGCUCUAAGCGCAAAGUAAGUUUGAUGCACACAAAGUCGCGGGUACCGGUGGGCUGGCUGAUUUCUGUUAUUAUAACAUUGUUAUAUAGUUUUUGAAUAAUUUUCCAAGCUUAUACGAGUCAAGUGAUUCAAUGAGCGGAGUUAACCCUCAUUAGUUCAUACCUAGUCGCUUUAUUACCUGGAAUUUAACAUAUAUACAAAUUAAAAAGAUUUUUUUCUCAGUGUGUCACUCGCUUUCCCUUUUUUUUGUAAUUUGGAUCUGUACUUAAACGACAAUUAAUAAGAAACGACGUCAAUUAAAUUAGCCUAAAAACGAAAAAAAAUAGUAUGUAAGUCUAAACUGUAAUGAGAAAUCCAAAAACUA
Vanessa atalanta (red admiral) is the source of this 1225-nucleotide messenger RNA. RefSeq lists its product as uncharacterized. Bases 75 to 653 code for a protein of 192 amino acids. Gene Ontology annotation, cellular component: extracellular region. Lineage: Eukaryota; Metazoa; Arthropoda; Insecta; Lepidoptera; Nymphalidae. The transcript is spliced from 4 exons. The record is from RefSeq and is a predicted model, not a curated record. Gene Ontology annotation, molecular function: chitin binding.